AUGGCAGACCACAAAGAUUGGGGUCUGGCUGAGCGGAUUUUCACCAGCCUUUUGGACGGUAAUCUCGUCGCUAUUGCAGUCACAACUCUCAUCGCUUUUGGACUGCCUGUUUUGUUGCAUUUCCUCUUCUACCGGUCCGUUGCGUCUCCGCCAUUGAGCAAUUUCCUGCUUCUCGGACCUAGCGGGGCAGGAAAAACCGCAUUGUUGUCAUUGCUUGAAAGCAAGACAUCCCGAUUGGCUAAAGCGACCCAAUCCACGCACACAUCUCAAACAUCUACCUCAGCCAUCGUCAGCCUCCCUGCCUCGGUACCGACUGCAUCAAAUCGCUACCGUUCCGUCAAUGAUUAUUCCGUGAAGGAUGUCUCUAAGAAUCCUGUCAGAUAUCGUUUGAAGGAUACGCCUGGCCAUGGGAAACUACGGGAGGUCCAGGGCCUUUCGGAACUGGUGUCAAUGGCAACUGCUAAAGACAAGAAAUCAAAGCUGCGCGCUGUCAUUUUUAUGGUAGACACUGCAGCUCUGACUGAGGAAGACACGUUGAGAGACACCGCAUCCUAUUUGCACGAUGUUCUUCUCGCUCUUCAGAAACGCGCUUUGAAGAAAGGCAAAUCUUCCGCCAAGGUAGCAUCGGAAAUCCCCGUCCUCGUGGCCGCCAACAAACAAGACCUAUUCACCGCCUUGCCGCCAGGCUCUGUUCGUGAAAAACUGGAAACCGAGAUCGAUAGGAUCCGGAAAUCCAAGAGCAAGGGGCUCAUGAAUGCCAGUGACGACACUGCUACGGUUGAGGACGAAGAUGAUAUCUUGGGCAGCAUCGAUGCGCAGGAUACUUUCAGCUUCAAGCUACUAGAAGAUGAAGUUGGUGUGAAAGUCGACGUCGUUGGCGGAGCUGUAAAAGGCGAUGAGGAGGGCAAUACUGGAGCCGGUGUGAGGAGAUGGGAAGAAUGGAUAGGACAAUGCCUAUGA
Messenger RNA from Aspergillus lentulus, 960 nucleotides. RefSeq names its product signal recognition particle receptor subunit beta. NCBI's taxonomy places the organism in Eukaryota, Fungi, Ascomycota, Eurotiomycetes, Eurotiales, Aspergillaceae. The record is from RefSeq and is a predicted model, not a curated record.